GGCAACCAGAAAGCGCGAGGCGAAGCGGAACGAGCUGCGGAGAUUAGAGUUUUUGCGCUGCGCUCCCCGGGCGCAGGAAAAUCAGAGUCCGCCGUCACCUGCCAGGAGACCCCCCGCCGAGCCCGAGAAGAGAGACAGAGGCUGGCACGGUAACGGAGGACGGUUUACACCCAGACUGUAGAUCAGCGAGCCAAGCACAGGAGCACCGAAGCGGCCGCCGCAUCGCUCCCCAGCCUCUCCUGUGGAAGAAAUCCGGUCCUGAUCAGGAAAAAGAGCGUUCAGAGAAGCCGGUGCUCAACAAGAAGCAGAGGAGGGUGAACGGAGGAGACGCUCUGAAUACAGCUCAAGAGAAUCGGAUGAAAACGGAGGAAUUAUUUCAACAUUUGGACUAAGUCAGGCUGUGGAUUCUUCUCUUGUUUUUGUUGGAGAGCGAUUGAUUGAAACUGACAUUAAGCUUUUGAGAGUCACACUAAAGUCGGACCUUAACAUCUGCCUAAAAGAUGAAAGGCUGGAGGCUUUUUUCUCUUCGCGAGUGCUUUGACUGCCAAGUUUGAAAAGUACUGUGGGAAUCUAAGUGGAUUUUUUUUUCACUUUUCAUAUUCUGUUGUGGUUAUCUGUUAUCUCAGUCUCUGUUUUGCUGAUAAGGUUUUGUUUCCAAUCAAACAAAAAAGAGGAGGGAGACUGUUUCUCAAGUUUCUCAGCCUCAAACCGGAGUAGCAUUUGCAUUCCAGUUUGGCUUCACAAGUGGACAAAUCCUCCCUUGUGUGUCUGAUAGAGUGUGUGUUUGACUAGUUCAGAGUCCCUCGGUACAAGGGGACAAUAACCGACCCUGUCUGUCUCUUCUGGGAAAAAUGGGAUCAGAAAAGGACUCAGAGUCGCCUCACUCCUCGGUGAGUGGCGUUCCCAACCCUAAGUGCCGUGCGCCGGGCAAGCGCCAGGGCCGCAUCUCCUUCCACAGCCUCUUCCACGGUAAACGGAGCUCUCGGGGAACCAGGGCCCCCAAAGGAGGAGCGGCCACCCCUUUAUCUCAUCAUCACCAACAUCACCACACACAACAACAACUGCAUCCUUCCGCCUUGAGUUCUGCAGCUGCUGCAGCUGCUGCUAACCCCACCACAACCACCACGGCCACAACCGCCACGACCCCCCAGGAUGCAGCCUCCGGCACUCCCUCAAAGCCACUCUCCUCCAGCCAGCCGUCUCUGGGUGGAGGCGCUUCCUCCGGGGAGACCAAUCUCCUGGAGUGUCCCCUGUGCCUGGUGCGUCAGCCCGCUGACCAGCUCCCCGAGCUGCUGGGCUGCAGCCACCGAUCCUGCCUCUGCUGCCUGCGCCAGUACCUCCGCAUUGAAAUCACAGAGAGCCGAGUCCAGCUCAGCUGCCCCGAGUGUGCCGAGAGGCUGGCCCCGCGGCAGGUGGCCGACAUCUUGGAUGAUGCGGCCCUGAUGGAGAAGUAUGAGGAAUUCCUACUGAGGAGGUGCCUCGCUUCUGAUCCGGAUUGUCGAUGGUGCCCGGCGCCCGACUGCGGGUUCGCCGUCAUCGCCUCGGGCUGUGCCAGCUGUCCCCGGCUGGUUUGUCGCAGAGAAGGCUGCGGCGCGGAGUUUUGCUACCACUGCAAACAGGCCUGGCACCCCAACCAGACCUGCGACUCGGCCCGCCAGCAGAGGGCGCAAUCUCUGCACACCCACAGCAACCACUCGCCCAGCUACACGCAGGAGCAAGGACCCGCUGAUGACAUCAAGCCAUGCCCCCGCUGUGGCGCCUACAUCAUCAAGAUGAACGACGGGAGCUGCAAUCACAUGACCUGUGCCGUCUGCGGCUGCGAGUUCUGCUGGCUCUGCAUGAAGGAGAUCUCCGAUCUGCACUACCUCAGUCCAUCUGGCUGCACCUUCUGGGGCAAGAAGCCGUGGAGCAGGAAGAAGAAGAUUUUGUGGCAGUUGGGAACUCUGAUCGGAAUAUCCAUUAACCGCCACCUCCUCCUUUGUCAUGAAGCGUUUGUGUUAAACGGCGUGCGUCCCUCUCCUCUCCCACAGAUCCACGCCCACUACGAGCUGAAGAAGACGUCUCGUCACCGAAGGAAUCUGGCCAUCACGGGGGGCGUGGCCCUGUCAAUCAUCACCGCUCCUGUCAUCGCAGCCGUCAGCGUGGGCAUCGGUGUGCCCAUCAUGUUGGCCUACGUGUACGGUGUCGUGCCCAUCUCUCUGUGCAGAGGAGGUGGUUGUGGUGUGAGCAGAGGAAAAGGGCGCGGUGUGCGGAUCGACUUUGAUGAGGACGAUGGACCAAUCACAGUGGCGGACGCCUGGCGAGCCCUCAAGUCUCCGAGCCUCGGUGAGAGCAGUCUGGAAGGGGCGGUCAGCGGUCUUAGCACCACCUCUCCCAGCGAAGGGCUCUCCGUAGCCCCAGGGACUCUGGGCGACACUCCACACUUUAACACUCUGGCCAGUGGCGCUCUGGGGACUCGCACAAGCAAGUACAGCAGGCUGGAGGUUCAAGCAGGGGAACUUGCCAAAGAAUCAGCCCAGAGAGAGACGGGCAGACUGGGAGCCGGGAGCGACUGUGCCAGCACCCGAGGAAUGGCCGGAUCCAUCAUCUCCUCCUACACUCUACCUGACAGGGAGUGCACCAACCUGGAGAUCCAGGUGGACAUUGAGACCAAACCCAGCCAUCUCUGCCUGACCAGCGAAGAGGACUUAACCCCGCAUCCGGGCUGUGCUGCCAUGGCGACUGCCUCAGGAGGGGAGGAGCCUCAGGACUGCAGCUCCAGAAGGGGCGGGGCGUUGUCUGGCUCGGCACUGGGGCUGUCACCGGGAACGUCAAUCAGGGAGGGGCUCAGAGACGUCACCCUGGCUCAGCCGGAGAGCAUCCGCAGCGACCUGGAGAUGUCAGACACUCAGUCAGACGACAUCGCAGAGCUGACGUCGGACGACUGCGACUCUCCUCACCCGAAAAGCUGUCACCCGGCGGCCGGCCAGCAGCCCCAGCCCCCCUCGUGCCGAGCUGUGAACCCCUCCACCGAAGGCCUUCACUGUCCUGCAGACAGCAACGUCAUCCUCUACGUCUGAGAGAAAAGCAGCUCUCAGGAUUGCACAGAAACAACCCCGAACAUUUACAUUUAAACUUGUCACAGCUUUUUUUUUUCCUCGUGUCAUCUCUCGUUUGCUGCUUUUGCGACUCACAGACACCGUCUUAAACACAGACAGCAUCUGUUUACGUUGGUCUGUCUUCUCUUUCUACCUGCCAAUCUACUCUCUGAGCAAAUUGUCAGGGUUCUACCUCUGAGAUUUAUAAGAUGAUGAUUUAUGUUUACUCCUUGGUGCAAAAUGCCUUGGCUACUUAAGCAAAAAAA
This is a messenger RNA of Neolamprologus brichardi, 3343 nucleotides long. The record is from RefSeq and is a predicted model, not a curated record. NCBI's taxonomy places the organism in Eukaryota, Metazoa, Chordata, Actinopteri, Cichliformes, Cichlidae.